Molecule: messenger RNA, 2802 nt
Organism: Trametes versicolor FP-101664 SS1
Lineage: Eukaryota; Fungi; Basidiomycota; Agaricomycetes; Polyporales; Polyporaceae
Exons: 10
Coding region: 1-2670 (889 amino acids)
Biological process (GO): regulation of DNA-templated transcription
Cellular component (GO): nucleus
Molecular function (GO): zinc ion binding; DNA-binding transcription factor activity, RNA polymerase II-specific
Source: RefSeq, a predicted model, not a curated record
AUGAAGUCCGGCAUUCCUAGCUUGUCACCGGUCGGCGAUGCCCCACACGCGUCCUCGGCCGAAGAUACCUCUGCGGACAUCCACCCUCAUGUCGAGGGGGCAGACGCGUCAGGUCAAUCUCGUUCUCUCUCUACUAGCAGACGGCAGCGCAGCAUCACUAGACCCACAACAGCCCAGUCCUCUGCCUCUGCGAGCUCUCCUCAAUAUCCGGCCGUCAUCUCCCGCACCUCUUCGUUCAACGCAGAUGCAGAGUCAUCGUCUUCUCGAGGCUCGCAGGAGCCAAGCAGCUCCAAGAAGUCGCGUGUCCAGCUCGCCGCAGACCAGCCCCUUACGACCCAUGGAAAGCCCCGGGAACGCGUCUACGUCGCGUGCUCGCAAUGUCGAAAUCGCAAGGUACGCUGCGACGGGGGAAAGCCCGAGUGCUUCAACUGUAGUCGCCGUACGGACGCCAACCCGGAGCCAUGUUCGUACGACCCCACACCGAGGCGACGGGGCAAGGACAGGACCGCCGGCUCCCGCAAACUGGCGCCCUAUAUCACGAAGAAGACACGGACGACGCGUUCGAGACUGGAAGAGGAGGCGAAGCGGAAUAAGCCUCCCCAACCAAGUCCCUCUCAGGAACCCGGACCCUCACGCCAGAGUGGUCCGGGGAUAGCACGGGACCCAACUCCGCUACAGAGCGUUCCAUCAUUUCUCGUCGAAGGUCCCCCCGCGGUUCUAGUAGACUCCGGCCUCCCGCAGCGCUCUUCGGGAUCUGUGCGCAGCGCACCUCCGCUGAUACCAGCACCGGUCACUCAGCCCAGCAUCCCACUCCAGGUUCAGCAUCAGGAAAGAAGACCCUCCCGAAUAGCGCGGGUUCCUUUGGCGUCGCACGCUGUGCCGUCACUUAGCGAACACCCCCCGGACAUCGUGCUUUUGCAGCCUCCGCAGUAUGGGCUCGUUCCGCACCGUCAUGUGUCCGUGGACGACGACGACUACGUACCAGACGACGACGUUGUCUAUAUCGCGACGGAGCCCGGUAUACAGUUCACGCGAGAGACGUGGUGGGACGCCCUGCUAGCGGUGUACGCCGUGCCACCAGACAGGCCGGAUCUCAUGCCGACGCUGACGGUUGACGUGCGCAACAAGACGGCGGAGCGUAUCGCCGCCGACCUCCGCUUCCUCUUCCAGGCGUCGCUCCAUUGGCUCAGCUUUAUCAACAUUCCGCGGUUUUUCUCAUCGCUGUUCAAUCCGGUCACACGGCAGACGAUCCAGCCGAGCCUCAUCCUGGCAGCGCUCGGCCUCGCCACCUUCUUGCAGAGUUCGGAAAUGGAGCUCGGCGCGAAGGGACGGGAGAAAGCGCUCCGUCUAAUUGACCAGGCGCGUGCGAGCUUCGACGCAAGCGUCAACUCGGGCUGGAUCGACGUCGGCCUUGUUCAGGCUGCCUGGGUACUUGCAUUUUUCGAGAUUCAGGCGCAUCCGAAGCUCUCAGGGAACCGCACACUCAGCAGCAUGGCCACGCUCGACGCGCUCGUGCGCUGUUUGUCGCUUACGACGCUCGACGUAGACGAUCCCCGGGCCACCGUCUUCGCGCCGCGCGCGGUCCCUAUCGUCGUGGCCGAUACGCCUCCCAUAACUCCGCCUGUCCCCAUGCUCGACCUAUGGACCAGUGGUGUUGACCCACAUGUCGACGCGCUGCACGCGCUUGGAUCGUCGCCAACUGAGGUCCUGCCAGGGAUGUGGCGGUGCGGAUGUGAAAAAUAUUCGCUUGGGUAUCAUUGGCCAAUUGUGCGGGACCUCGCGCCGCAAUGGUCGGAAAUGCCGAUGUGGCCCAAGAAUGUAAGCCCUGGAGAGCUGCUGAAGGAGGAGUGUCGUCGGUUGGCAUGGUCGAGUGUCAUGCUCACUGCGACACACACUACGAAGUCCACGGCAGGGACAGACUGGGAGACGCAGCACCUAUGGAUCAAGGAUCCGUCUAACUUCGCGUUGUUGUUUCCGGGGGAGAAUGUCGCUCCGCCGGGGGCGUCCGUCGCCUCUUCGAAAGAUUCUGUGUGGGCGCUGUACAUGCGCACGCUGCUACUUUGGCACAGCUCUCUGCGGAUGAGAUGUGACUUGAACUUCUCGGACUCGGACCGCGCUCAGUAUGCCAUGAGCGCGUGGCUUGAGAUCGACGCCAUUGAGGCAAUGUUGGACCGUCAUACGUGCGUGGCUACGACAGGGUUCGUGGUGCAGAUGCGUGAUACCCUCUUCAAUACUCGGAUGGUGGUGUCGCACGAGUUCCAGCGAUACAUCCCCGAAGCCACGACUACGCAUGGACAGCUGUUCUAUCACGACAAGGCGGAAGCCUGGUUGGGCCAGCAACUGUUCUUCGCGCGAUAUUUCGCCCAAGCGCUACGCAAUCCUAAAGCGGAAGCGAAUGACCAUACGCGCCGCAACUUCCUCAUGUUCUGGUUUAUGGCCCAGAUAUCCCGAGCCAUCAAACUAUGGGAAGCAGACCACACCUUAGCAGUGGCGCUCGACGUUGCCCGUACAUUGGCUCCGGCGGCGGAGUCCCUGAUGCUCAUUUGGCCGUCACCAGCGCAACGGCGCGAGUACGAGCUGCUCCGAGCCGAGCUCGUCCUGAUAUGCAUGGAGGCCGGUGUGUCCCCACCAGAACGCGCGAUCGGAUACCCAACUCCGGGUCUUACAUAGAUUAAGUUUUCUUUUCACCUUUAUACCCCGGAUGUGGACUCUUGCUUUCGCUUGCUAUGUACGCAGUCUUUCCUGGAUUUUGUAAGUCAUUUGUAUUGUACGUGUAUACGACAUCAGACCCUGCGGUCUUGC